This is a messenger RNA of Schistocerca piceifrons (Central American locust), 897 nucleotides long. Its product is annotated as homeobox protein Nkx-3.2-like. Gene Ontology annotation, molecular function: RNA polymerase II cis-regulatory region sequence-specific DNA binding; DNA-binding transcription factor activity, RNA polymerase II-specific. The record is from RefSeq and is a predicted model, not a curated record. Gene Ontology annotation, cellular component: nucleus. The coding region runs from base 1 to 897 and encodes 298 amino acids. Lineage: Eukaryota; Metazoa; Arthropoda; Insecta; Orthoptera; Acrididae. Gene Ontology annotation, biological process: regulation of transcription by RNA polymerase II; cell differentiation. The transcript is spliced from 4 exons.
AUGGAGCAGCUGGCGCGGCGCGCGGGCGUGACCUCCGUCACGCCGUUCUCCAUUGCCGACAUCCUGAUGAGCCGGCAGCGCGGCCAGGCGCGUGCGCAGGAGCACGCCCUCGACAUGACGCGCAAGCCGGCCGCCGCCGCCGCCUCCCGCCUCAUUGUAGAUGGCUGCGACUCGGACACGAGCGGCUGCAGGGAGGACUCGGGCUCGCCGUCUCCGUCGCCGCCGCUGCUGUUCGGGUCGCCGCCGGCGACGCCUGCGGGCCUGCUACCCCCGCACCAGUCUUCCGCAGCGGCGGCGGCUGCAGCUGCGGCGGCAGCGGCCCUGUCGCCCUCCUCCGGACUGCCGCAGCAGCAGCACCAGCAGCAGCAGCGCAAGAAGAGGUCCAGGGCGGCCUUCUCGCACGCGCAGGUGUACGAGCUGGAGCGCCGAUUCAACCAGCAGCGUUACCUUUCCGGCCCAGAACGAGCUGACCUGGCGCACGCGCUCAAGCUGACCGAGACCCAGGUGAAGAUCUGGUUCCAGAACCGGCGGUACAAGACGAAGCGCAAACAGUUGCAGCUGCAGGAGCAGCACCACCACCAACAGCAGCAGCAGCACCAGCAGCUGCAGGCCACCUCCGUGUCCUCCGCAGCCGCAGCUGCAGCCGCCGCAGCCGCGGCUGCCAAGAGAGUAGCGGUGAAGGUGCUGGUGAGGGACGACCAGCCCGUCAGCCCGGCAGCCGCCGCCGCCGCUGCAGCUGGCAAGGCCCUGUCGCUGUACCCCCCUCCACCGCCGCAGCUGCCGCCGCUGCCCUUCCCCUAUUACUACUACCACCCACUGUUGUGUCAGCCAGCACCAAGUGUCGUGCCGGCUCACCCCAGCUUGUCGCCGCCUAGUGGUGCCUCUAGUCCGCGUUGA